Dentiscutata heterogama is the source of this 219-nucleotide messenger RNA. Lineage: Eukaryota; Fungi; Glomeromycota; Glomeromycetes; Diversisporales; Gigasporaceae. The record is from the annotation of a GenBank genome assembly.
GAACAAACUCUGUUGUAUCUUGAUAACCUCAAAAGGCAUAUAAGACGAGGCUAUGAAAAAGAGUUGAUGGUUAAAGCAGACGGUCAUUCAGAACCUACAAUACCGGAAUCUGCAUGGACAAUUCCAAUAGAUGAUAAAGAAGAUGACGUUAGUAUGGGUCAAAACCAAGAAGACCAAAGCCAAAAUGAACCCUUAGUGAUAAUAUCAAUACCAAGGUAG